Molecule: messenger RNA, 3730 nt
Organism: Aegilops tauschii subsp. strangulata
Lineage: Eukaryota; Viridiplantae; Streptophyta; Magnoliopsida; Poales; Poaceae
Source: RefSeq, a predicted model, not a curated record
CAUUCCUUCUUAGAAAACUUUCUUUUUUGUGAGAAUUCUACUAUUAUAUACCUAUUCUUGCAUAUUAUUAAAAAAGUGCAAUUUCUGUGUAAAUUGUGUGCAAAUUUCUCAUUUUUUAUUUUGUAUUUCCUUUCUUCUUAAUGUGUAAUACCAAUGUAACUAAUUCAUUCUUUCUUUAGAAACUUCAUUAUUUUGAUUUUGAUUUAGUUUUUAUUUUAGUUUCUUUCUUCCUAAAGGGUAUUACUAAGGCUUCAAACUCAUUCUUUCUUGGAAAAACUUCAUUGUUUUAUUUUUCAUUUAGUUUGAGUUUUAUUCUACUUCUCAUUUAAUUGUAACACAAGUGCCACUAAUUCAUUCUUUCUUAUGAAUUUUCUUUUAUUGCCAAUAUUUCACUAUUAUAUACUUAUUCUUGCCUAUUAAAAAAAUUGUAAUUUAUGUGUAAAUUGUGUGCAAUUUUAUCAUUAUUUGUUUUUUUAUUUUCUUUCUUCCUAAAGUGUAAUAUCAAUGUGAUUAAUUAUGAUUUUUAGAAAACUUCAUUAUUUCUAUUUUCUUUUGCUUUUUGUUAAAUUUACUUUCUUCUUUAAGGGUAAUGUGUAUGUAAUUAAUUCAUUCCAUCUUAGUAAAAUUCAUUAUUUCUUAGAGAACCUCACUAUUUUUAUUGUGCUUCAUUUUUUAUUUCAUUUUCUUUCAUCUAAAAGGGUAAUACCAAUGCCACUAAUUUAUUUUUUCUUAUAAUUUUUUAUUUUGAUUUUAUUUUAGUUGUUAUUUUCUUUUAUUUCUUCUUUAAUGUAAUAUCUAUGGUACUGAUUCAUCACUUCUUGCGAAAUUCUUUUUUGUAAAAAUUCCGCUCUUGUAUGCUUAUUCUUGCACAUUACAGAAAAGUGCAUAUUUUGUGUAUACUGUGUGUAAAUUUUGUCAUUGUUUGAUUUGUUGUUUUAGAAAAAUACUGAAAGGGUAAUUCCAACACCACUAGUUCAUUCUUACUUAGUGAACUUCACUAUUUUGAUUUUGUUUUAUUUUCUUUCUUGUUAAAGGGUAAUAGCAAUGACACUAAUUCAUUCUUUCUUAGAAAACUUCGUUAUGCUGAUUAUUUUGAUUUUAUUUUUUGUUCCUACUUUAAGGGUAAUACCAAUGCCACUAAUUUAUUCCUUUUUAGAAAACUUUUUUCCCAAUAAAAUCCACCAUUAUAUGCUUAUCCUUGCAUAUUAUAAAAUAGCACAAAUUUUGUGUAUAUUUUGUGCAUUUUUUCACUGUUUUUAGUUUCUUAUUUUCUUUUUUUCUUAAAGGGUAAUACCAAUGUCACUAAUUCAUUCUUCUCUAGAAAACUUCUUUCUUUUUUAAAGAGGGGGGGGGGGUAGUGUUAGUAUAGGGGAAAGAAGGCUAGAGAAAGAAGAAGAAGAAGGAUGGGCCUUUGGAUCUUGAUCGGGUGGUGGAGACGAUUUGUCUAAAUGCCCAAAAAAACUAGGCGCCUAUCAAAUAAUAGCCCCCAUACCAAUUUUUGUGCAAUGUGUGUACAAUUCGUACCACUGUCUAUAUGGUUAUUUUUGCAUAUUAUGAAAAGCUGCAAUUUUCAUGCGUAUUGUGUGCAAUUUUCUAUCAUUGUUUGUUUUAUGUGUUUUUCCAUUUUUCGGAUGUAAAUAUGAUCGGUAACAAGCUCUCUGUGGAUGUAGCAUUUUUAAAGAAGCACCCCCAACUGUGGUGAUGUGUGAUAAUUUAACCAACGAGACAGGAGCCGCUCGCCCGAGCGACAUAGCUACGUGUGGUCGCGUACGGAUUUAGAUCGAGGCAAAUCGCAAUCGAAGAGGAGUCACACGGUUAGCCAAUUACGUUUUCCUUGUGGAAGAAGAAUUCAGCGGUUCGUCCAGUAAGAUUAUAUCAUGUCGUUUCCCGAAUCCCGAUACAUCGGAGAGUUGGAUACCAACUCACAGAACCCUCCGUCCCAUAUAAUCCACGCAAAACCCCUUCCUUUUUUCACCGUAACACCCGUACGCAACGACGAUCGAUCGCCAUCUUGCCGACUUGCCGUGAUCGAUCGCAUCGCAUCGCGCCGCACCAUGACGGUCCCGGUGUCGCUCCUCGUCUCGUCGGGUCUCUGCGUCGGCGUGUCGGCGUGCGUGCCCACGGGCCUCGCGUUCCACGCCUCCUUCGCGCUCUCCCUCGUCUACCUCGUGCGCGUCCUGUCGCCGGAGCUCGUCGACGGCUUCUUCGGCCUGGUGGACGCCGUCGUGCAGGAAGACCUGCGCAACGCCCGCGCCUUCUUCAGAGAUGACCCCUUGAUCGCGCCCAUCUACGCCUGCGCCGAGGAGCAAGCGCGCCGCGCCCACGCGUUUGCCGCGGAGGCGAUCGAUGGCCUGGAGAGGAAGGCGAGGGCGCAGCUGAGCAGCCUGAUGGAGGCGGCGGUCGCGGCGUUCCUUUGGCUCCGUCUGGCCGCCGGAGUAACCAAUCUUCUGGCGACCGUCCUGAUCACCGCUGCGCUCAACGAAGCGAAAAGCCGAGCGCCGUCGGUCCUGAGGUGGAGGGGCGUGAAGGGGUUCAGACCGCCGCCGAGAGAGGAGGCGGAGGCGGUGGCGGCGGCGGCGAACUCCCGCACCAGUCGUGGCACCACGGUGCUCGUCGCAUGGAUCUCGGCGAUCGUCGCGUACUGCACGCUAGUGUUCACCAUCAACGGCAUCUGCAACGGCAUCACGUCGUUCGCGAUGUGCUUCCCAUGCUUCGCCGCGCUCUGCGGCUUUGCGCUCAUGGAGGCCGAGAGGGUUUACCUGUGGGACUCGUACGUCAUCGAUACCAGGGGCGGCGGCAGCAACACGGCCAAUCCAAGACGGCGAGCCGGCAAUGCCGCGGGUGGAGCAAUCACGGAGAAGGACAUGCGGGACGCGUGGGAGUGCCUCUGGUUCGUCAUCAUCAUGAUGCACUGCAUCGACGCCUGCUUCCUCGGCCUCAUGCUGGGGAAGCGGCCGUUUGUGCUCGCGUCCCUGGCCAUCUACAACGUCGCCGCCCUUGCGUCUGCCCGGAAGGCUUACCUGACGACGGACGAAGGCGAGGACGCCGACGGAGCGCACGUGAACGUGAACAAGUGGCACAACGCCGCCAUGACGGUGUUGGCAAUAGACGUCGCCAAGGUCGUUGCCACCUACGUCGUGCUCGACUUUUACCUGGGUGCGCUGUUGUUCGUGUCUCUCGGUGCCAAGGCGGUGUUCUUGCUGGACAGGGCGAUUUACUUGUCGGAUGAGGGUGCCUCGGGGGACGACGACAGCAAUCUUGAGGGUGCUGGCCUAGCCGGGGAAGUCGCCGGAGAAACGGAAGGUUCUGACGACGAUACUCAGGAGGUUGCUGAUCUGGCUGGGGAUGUUGCCGGAGAUGCCGAAGGUUCUGACGACAUUGGUGCAGAGAAUUCGAGUGACAUCGCUGUUUCCGAACAUGAAGAGGAAGAAGACUCGGCCACCGAGAAGCACUCCGAUGUAUCGGAUUCAGAGGAGCAGCGUCGUGCAGAAUCAGACUACAGCAGCAGCAGCGUGGACGACUGGACUUUCGUAGGCGCCGACCCUAUGAUGCCUACCAAUGUUAACGGUGGCGCCAACCGGAGGUUCGGGUUUUUGCCGUAGGACGUGCCUAGGGUGUGAUUCAGUGAUUCACUAAGCAUCUGCGAAGAGUUCUGAGUUUAGUUUAUUCCUUUGACUAAUAUAUUGAGAAUUUUGUAUUAUAGAAAUUUUAGCAAUUUCUAUUACAGAUG